Molecule: messenger RNA, 2166 nt
Organism: Calliphora vicina (urban bluebottle blowfly)
Lineage: Eukaryota; Metazoa; Arthropoda; Insecta; Diptera; Calliphoridae
Gene: vir-1
Product: virus-induced RNA 1
Exons: 5
Coding region: 603-2120 (505 amino acids)
Source: RefSeq, a predicted model, not a curated record
AGAUAGAUAGACAGACAUAGCUACAUAAACAUUUAUAUGGAAUCCCAACGAAUUUGUAUUUCUCAUUUGAUUUCAAGCUACUGAUAGUGAGAACUAACGAACGAACGUAGUACCUAAACUACUUGUACGCUUUGACUUCUCAUAUUUAUUGAGUUGGAACUACAACAAAGAGCACAAAAAAAAAACAAAAACAAAUUAACAAAAUAUAAACAACAGAACCUGUCGAGCUUAAUUGUAUUCUAAAGUGACCGGCGACCACUUUUAUAAUCACAAUCAAACCUUUGUAGACUGUAGACGCGCAAAGACCACCACAAAAAAAACCUAAACGAGUUAAACAAAACUUAAAAAUAUUGAAAAAAUAAAAAAUUUAAAAAUCUAAGUUUUUUUUUCUAAAAAUUAAUAAAAACCAAUUUCCAAUUGUAUUUCUAGAAUUAUUAUUCAAUAACACAAAUAUUUAAAACAAAAACCAAACAAACUAGUGAAUUUUUAAUUUGCUGAUUUAAUAAAUAACAAACAAACAAAAAAUAAAUAAAUUAUUUAAAAAUUGUGAGUGAAUUCGUUAAAUUUACAAAAACCAAAAAAUAAAAAUCAACAGCAUAAAAAUGAAAUUAUUUAUGGCAGUAUUGUUCGCCACCUUGGCUUUGAAUGGUGUUUUGUCAUUACCAGCACGCACCGAGGAUGCUGAAGUAAUUGGUGGACCACGACGUGUUUUAACACGAGCUGAUGAUGAUGACGCUGCUGCUGGUGACGAUGAUGAUUUUACAAAUUUUAAAGGUGUCAUUGAUACCGGUUCGGGAUAUCCUUUCCUACAACCCAAUCCAUCGGUGAUACGUGUGGGUUUCUUUGAUUCAUUUGAUGAUCUCUUCCGUCGCUUUAGUGCACGCUUAUUCCCGGUAGGUGUAUUCAGUAGAGCUGGCAGUGAUGACAGUGAUGAAGAUGAUGAUUCUACAGAUAUUGGUUUCCCCACCAUCGAUCCCAAAAAGGCCAAUAGCACUUCAACUGUAAAGGUGGUCGAUGGCCAUAAAGUGGAGGUAAACGAAACGGUUUAUGGUGAUGAAAACAGUGUCUUCAAGGUACGUGUGGUCAACAUACGCCCCUUGGAAGAUGGCGAAACAGUGGAGGAAACCGAAAACAAAGACAUUAAACCCGUUACCCAAGGACCCGAGGUCAAAGCACCCAAUGCCGAAUCAACUGAGUCUGAGGAGAAACGUGAACCUUUGGAAAAGAAACCAUUAGAAAAUGAAAUUCAGGGCAAUAUUGAUGAGCCGGAGCACUCAAUUGCUAAAAAGGAAAACAUUGUUGAAACUACUGCAGCAACAACUAUACCGACAACAACAGUUGAUACUACCACUAUGUUGCCAACAACAGAAGACAUAAACGCUGCAUUUGUUACAGACAAUAGUCUUGAACAACAGGAAUAUUCAGCUGCAGAAGAGUUGCAGGGAGCCAACGGAAACGGAAAUAACGAAUUUGAAACCAAUAUGUCUGAAGACAACGAUAACAGCAACAACGACGACAACGACGAUGUCGUCGACAAUAUUGACAAUGUGGAAAAUCCAGAAGUUGAACAUACAAUUGAAAAUAAUGAGGAUACAGAAGAGGAAGUAAAUGACAAUUUAAAUGAAUCAUCAAGUAGCAACAACGCUGACGAUGACGACUCUGACAAGGAGCAACAAAAUAAUGAGAAUGACGAUGACGAAGAUGCAAAUGCAGAUGCUGAUGUUGAAAUUGUCAAUUUGAAGAAAAAGUUAAAUACAAGAAAUUAUUCAGCUGCCAUACGCAACAAAGAACGCGAAGACGAAUCAUCUUCAGAUGAUGAAGAUGCCAUCGCCCCUGAAAUGCAUCCAACAUUCAAUGAUGAAUGGGGCAGCAUUAAUGAGCCAACUAAUGAGCAAAAUGAUUUGAGCAACGAUAUUGAUGUCUACGAUGUCGUACCAAUUGAUUUAUCCAAUGACAUUGCCGUCAAUGAUGCUGCCGAUUUGCCACUUAAUCCCGAUGCUGAAUUCAUUGAUGUCUAUGGUGUGCAGCAUCAAUCAAACUCUAUGCCUAAAUUUGAAAAGCUUUCUUUAGACUAUCAGCCACCCUCUGAGGAGGAUUGGUCUAAUGCUCCUGCAAAAUAAUAAGUAUAAAAUUGACAAUAAUGAUUUUAUUUUGUAGUUUAAAAGU